Penicillium longicatenatum is the source of this 3897-nucleotide messenger RNA. RefSeq lists its product as uncharacterized. Gene Ontology annotation, cellular component: cytosol. Bases 1 to 3897 code for a protein of 1298 amino acids. Gene Ontology annotation, biological process: glutathione metabolic process. The transcript is spliced from 3 exons. Gene Ontology annotation, molecular function: 5-oxoprolinase (ATP-hydrolyzing) activity. NCBI's taxonomy places the organism in Eukaryota, Fungi, Ascomycota, Eurotiomycetes, Eurotiales, Aspergillaceae. The record is from RefSeq and is a predicted model, not a curated record.
AUGAGUCAAUCUGGAAUUCGUAUUGCUAUCGACAGAGGUGGUACCUUCACUGAUGCCUGGGCUCAGAUCCCCGGCCACUCUUCAGACAUAAUCUUCAAAGUUCUUUCCGAAUCCCCAACCGAAUACGAAGAUGCUCCGACAGAAUGUAUUCGCCAAAUUCUCGAAACCGCGAGCGGCUCUUCGAUACCUCGUGGAACGCUCCUAGACUUGACCCCGGUCGAAUCUAUCCGGAUGGGUACUACUGUCGCCACAAAUGCACUACUCGAACGCAAGGGCGAUCGCAUCGCACUAUUAACGACGAAGGGCUUCCGCGACCUACUUAAAAUCGGAAAUCAAGCUCGACCCAAUAUUUUCGACCUAUCUGUUCAACGACUCCGUCAACUAUACGAAACAGUCGUCGAGGUUGAUGAGCGCGUGACGAUUGAAGGAUUCUCGGAGGACCCCAGUCCAAAGCCGAUUGAUGUUGAUUCCGAUGAGAAUCUGCAUUUGGGGUUGACGGGUGAAGUUGUUCGUGUCCUAUGUACUCCGGACUUGAAAACAGUUCGGAAAGAUUUACUCGCUCUGUGGGACCGAGGAUAUCGCUCGGUCGCUAUUGCACUUAUGCACUCAUACACGUACCAGGAGCAUGAGGUUUCGGUGGCAGAAGUGGCGCGUGAGCUUGGCUUCAAAGUUGCUGUGUCCUAUGAGCUUCAGACUAUGGCGAAGCUGGUUCCGAGAAGUCAGUCAGCUGUUGCAGAUGCUUAUCUGUCUCCUGUGACCGAGAAAUACUUAGAUGGAUUUCGGAAGGGGUUCAAAGGCGAAUUGAGAGACGAGCACGCAAAGAAGGUCUUUGUCAACCAGUCAGAUGGUGGCCUAACUUCGAUUGCGAAUUUCUCUGGUCUUCGUGGCGUGCUGAGUGGGCCUGCUGGUGGUGUGGUUGGCAUGUCAAGGACAUGUUAUGAUCCUGAAGAUGGAACACCGGUGCUGGCUUUUGAUAUGGGUGGUACAAGUACUGAUGUCGCUCGAUAUGCCGGGGCAUUAGAACAUAUAUUCGAAAGUACUAUUGCUCAAGUUACAAUUCAGACACCGCAACUUGACAUCAAUACAGUGGCUGCUGGCGGUGGAUCGAUGCUCUUCUGGGAGAAUGGACUUUUUAAAGUCGGCCCACACAGCGCAGGAGCUCAUCCCGGUCCAGCAUGUUAUGGUCGAGGUGGACCACUAACAGUGACGGAUGCGAACUUGUUCCUUGGUAGGAUCAUCCCGGACUAUUUUCCACGACCUUUGGACCUUGAAGUUGUGAAACAGAAAUUUGCGGCAUUGACCGUAGUCAUCAAUUCCGAAAAGGACGGAUCUUCUCAGCUUACUCCAGAGGAAGUUGCUGUCGGUUUUAUCUCCAUCGCGAACGCGACUAUGACUCGGCCGAUUCGAACUUUGAGUGAAGGGCGAGGGUUUGAGACUGCGGCACACAAUCUUUGCUGCUUUGGUGGUGCUGGUGGACAACAUGCUGUGGCUAUUGCAAGGGAUCUAGGUAUUCAGCGAGCUUUGAUCCCCCGGUAUUCCAGCAUCUUGUCUGCUUAUGGCAUGGCUCUUGCCGAUGUGGUUGUCGAAAACCAGGAGCCCGAGGCAACAUCUUAUACGAUGGAGAAUUUCCCUAGACUAGAGGAGCGAUUUGAAAGAUUGAAAGUUGCGGGUGUCGCUGGGCUCAUUUCUCAGGGAUUUUCAGAGUCCCAAAUCGCACACGAAUUGUUCUUGAACAUGCGGUAUCAGGGAAGCGAUACGGCAUUGAUGAUUCCCGAUCCAGGAAACUUCUCGGAUUUUGGUAAUGCGUUUUCUGCACGUCAUCAGCAGCAAUUUGGCUUUACUCAACCGAGAGAGAUUCUGAUCGAUGAUGUUAGAGUUCGGAGCACAGGGAAAGGAAUGGAUGUAUCUCUUUCCAGUCCAACAGCCGAGCUGAAGAAGCUCGCCAAUUCGCCUCCGGCAACACCAACACAGCCAGAACGAAAUAUCAAAGUCUACUUUGAACAGGUCGGUUGGCUUGAUAUCGGACUUUACUCGCUUAAGGACCUGAAGGUAGGUACUUGCAUCAAUGGGCCGGCCAUGGUAAUCGACAAAACCCAGACAAUUAUUGUGGAUCCUGCAAGUUCAGCGAUCAUCUUGCCGGAGCAUGUCGUGAUUGAAAUUACAGGCAAGGCCAAGCCCGAAAUCACAACGAAUGUUGUAGAUCCAGUGCAGCUCAGUGUCUUCGGACAUCGAUUCAUGAGUGUGGCUGAGCAAAUGGGCCACACUAUGCAAAAGACUUCAAUUUCAGUUAAUAUCAAGGAACGACUUGACUAUUCCUGUGCAGUCUUCUCUGGAGAUGGCAGCUUGGUUGCCAAUGCUCCCCACAUUCCAGGUCACUUGGGCUCCAUGAGUUAUGCGAUCGCAUACCAGGCACGACUAUACAAACCUGGUGAGCUAAAGCCUGGCGACGUACUUCUGAGCAACCACCCCUGUUCUGGUGGUACACAUCUUCCCGAUUUAACAAUAACUACCCCCGUAUUUGACAGCGAUGAGAAUCCCACAAAGAUCCUCUUCUUUGUGGCGAAUCGAGGCCAUCACGCUGAUAUCGGUGGGAUCCAACCCGGCUCCAUGCCUCCUAACUCGACAGAGUUGUGGCAAGAGGGUGCCGCCGUGGAGUCGUUCAAGAUUGUCAAAGAGGGCGAGUUCGAUGAGCCCGGGCUGAUUGAGGUGCUGGUGGAUAUUCCAGCUUCUUAUCCGGGGUCAAGUGGUACAAGAACCUUGCGGGACAAUAUUGCAGAUCUCAAGGCCGCAAUCGCCUCUAACAAUAAGGGUAUUCAAUUGAUCCGGUCGCUAAUUAAAGAAUACUCCUGGCCCGUUGUGGAGUUCUACAUGAAAUCCAUUCAGGACAAUGCCAGCCAGUCUACCCGUGAGCUGCUCAAGGUUAUUGCCCAGAAGUUCAAAGGUCAGCCUCUGGAGGCCGUUGAUUAUAUCGACGACGGAACUCCUUUAGCGCUGAAGAUCACCAUCGAUCAAGAGAGUGGUGAUGCGGACUUUGACUUUACCGGUACUGGACCCGAACAUUUUGGAAAUCUGAAUUGCCCACCCGCGAUCAUGUAUUCAGGAAUCAUGUAUUGUCUCCGGUCGAUGAUAUCUUCCGACAUCCCUCUGAACCAGGGCUGCCUGAAGCCCAUUAGACUUAUUUGCCCACCAAACACCCUCCUGUCACCAUCUUUGAAAGCAGCAACAGUCGGAUCAAAUGUCGAGACCUCCCAACGCAUAGUCGACUUGAUCUUCAAAGCGUUCCGUGCAGCAGCAGCUUCCCAGGGUACCUGCAAUAACCUAACUUUCGGUUACGGUGGCCGAGAUCCCGACACCGGGGAGGUAAUCAAAGGGUUCGGAUACUAUGAGACCAUCGCAGGUGGAUCCGGAGCCGGCGCAGAUUGGGACGGCGAAAGCGGCGUGCAUACCCAUAUAACCAACACUCGUAUCUCGGAUCCAGAGAUUUUCGAAAGGCGUUACCCUGUAAUUCUUCACGAGUUCUCUAUUCGAGAAGGAAGUGGUGGAGCUGGACGCCGCCGCGGUGGAGACGGGUGUACCCGCGAUAUCGAAUUCCGAUUACCGAUGCAGGUUUCAAUUUUGUCUGAGAGGCGUGUGAUUCCACCGUACGGAAUGGCUGGUGGUGAUGAUGGGGGUCGUGGGGUGAACUUGUGGUUGAGGAAGUAUCCUGAUGGUACGAGCAGGGUUAUUAGCCUCGGAGGGAAAGCGACGACGCAUAUGAAUGCUGGUGAUCAUAUCAUUGUUCAUACGCCUGGAGGUGGCGGUUAUGGAAAGGACCCACAUAAGAAGGAAGAUGUGUUUAUGGAUAUUUUCAAGAUCCAUGAGAAGUUUGUACCGAGUUCUUCCUUGCUAAGGACGUGA